UGUCUGUAUCCUAGCCAAUCAUCAUGUCCUCGUCAAAACUAAACAUUAAGAUCGCUAUUGAUCGCGGUGGCACAUUCACCGAUUGUCUGGGCAUUGUGGAAGGCCGCGAGGACGAUAUCGUCGUCAAGCUGCUUUCCCAAGACCCAGCCAACUAUGCAGAUGCUCCCAUCGAAGGCAUUCGUCGGAUCCUCGAGCAAGCCACAGGGAAAAGUUUCCCCCGAGACCAGAAGCUCACCACAUCAGAUUUCGGCAGUGUCAGUAUUCGCAUGGGAACGACAGUGGCUACAAAUGCCUUGCUGGAGCGAAAAGGAGAGCGUGUGGCGCUGCUGAUCACCAAGGGCUUCAAAGAUGCACUUCGCAUCGGGACCCAGUCGCGUCCUAAGCUCUUUGCCCUGAAUAUCCAACGACCCGAUGUCCUUUACGAGGACGUAGUCGAGGUAGACGAGCGGGUCACGAUCGAGGGAUAUCAACAAAAUCCCCUUCCAGAUAUAGAAGGCCUUGAGGCAGCGUUGGAGACAGACCCCUGCCUGAAAAGGGGAGUCAGUGGAGAGGUCAUUCGCGUUCUGGAGCCCUUAGACGAGGACAAGACGAGACAGAGCUUGCAGACACUCUACGACGAAGGAUAUCGCUCCAUCGCUGUCUGUCUCGUGCACUCGUAUACCUUCCAAGAGCAUGAAUUGGCGAUUGAGCGGAUUGCUAGCGAGAUCGGAUUCACGCAGAUCUCGCUCUCCAGCCAGCUUCUUCCCAUGAUCAAGAUGACCUCCCGAGGCGCCUCUGCAACGGCAGAUGCCUACUUGACUCCUGUCAUCCAGCGAUAUAUUCAAGGAUUCCGAUCGGGUUUUCAGGACGAGUUACGGUCGACAGACACACGCUGCGAGUUUAUGCAGAGUGACGGAGGAUUGGUGAAUUUCCAAAAAUUCACUGGAUUACGGGCAAUCUUGUCAGGCCCGGCAGGUGGUGUUGUUGGCUACGCAGGUACCUCCUUUGAUCCAGAAGACCGGAAACCAGUGAUCGGUUUCGACAUGGGAGGCACCAGCACAGAUGUCUCGCGGUACGACGGCAAGCUGGAGCAUACCUUCGAGAACACCAUUUCAGGAGUGACCGUGAUGGCUCCGCAGCUGGAUAUCAAUACAGUCGCGGCUGGAGGCGGCAGCAUUUUAUUCUGGCGUCAUGGACUCUUUGUUGUAGGACCCGAAUCUGCAGGCGCACAUCCCGGUCCAGCUUGCUACCGCAAAGGAGGUCCAUUGACAGUGACUGAUGCCAACCUGUUCCUCGGCCGUCUGCUGCCUGGGUAUUUCCCCAAAAUCUUUGGCCCUAACGAGAAUGAGCCGCUCGAUAUUGAGGUCACUCGUCGGAAGUUCACCGAACUGGCAGACCAAAUCAAUGCAGAGACGGGACAUCAGAAGACGCCAGAGGAGAUUGCUCUAGGCUUCAUCCAGGUCGCAAACGAAUCCAUGGCGAAGCCCAUCCGAGCCCUGACCGAGGCUCGUGGCUACGACACAUCUGCCCACAAUCUGGCCUGCUUUGGUGGAGCGGGCGGGCAGCAUGCCUGUGCCAUUGCGUCGUCGCUGUCAAUCAAGACCGUCAUUAUCCACCGCUAUUCAUCGAUUCUAUCCGCGUACGGUAUGGCUCUCGCCGAUGUGGUGCAUGAAUCCCAGGAGCCUGCGUCCGGAGUUCUUACUGCAACUGCGAUGGAAUCAAUUCACGACCGUAUCACGGCCCUCAAGGCAAAGGUCACCGAGGCCUUGACUACCGACGGAAUCGAGGAGGCUCGCAUCCAGUAUGAGGUCUACCUCAACCUCCGGUACCAGGGCACCGACAACACACUCAUGGUGCUCAGACCGGAGGCCGGAGAUUUCGAGGCGGCAUUCAUCCAGGAACAUCAACGCGAGUUUUCCUUUACGUUCCCAGGCCGUAACAUCCUGGUCGAGGAUAUCCGGGUGCGUGGAGUGGGCAAAGCCAUCUCCGUUCCCCCAGAAGCGCCCCAGCCUGAGCUCCGGUCCCUAACAACCUCUAUCGUGGGCACGGAGAAGCAGAAUGAUGCUACAGACGUGUACUUCGCUGGUGUUGGACGUGUCCCCACGCCAGUGUUCUUCCUGGACCACCUGCAACCGGGCAGCUUCAUCCAAGGACCGGCCAUGAUCAUCGACAAGACACAGACCAUUGUCGUUGAGCCGAAUGCAACGGCUACCAUCCUGUCUCGCCAUGUGAUACUCAACGUCCAAUCGGUCAAGAAGCAGGAUGACAAUGCCACGGUGGUCGAUCCCAUCAAGCUGUCUAUUUUCGGGCAUCGGUUCAUGUCGGUUGCCGACCAGAUGAGCCGGAUGUUCCAGAAGACCUCUGUCUCGACUAAUAUCAAGGAGCGGUUGGAUUUCUCUUGCGCAGUGUUUUCACCUGACGGAAAGCUUGUUGCGAAUGCACCUAAUGUUCCUGUGCAUCUGGGAAGUAUGGAGUACGCUGUCCGGUAUCAGCACAAACAAUAUGGCAGCGACUUGAAACCAGGAGAUCAUAUCCUGACCAACCAUCCUCUUGCUGGAGGAACGCAUCUUCCAGACAUUACUAUUAUCACUCCAGUCUGGGAUCAGCAAGGCAGCAAAAUCAUCUUCUAUGUUGCCUCCCGAGGCCACCAUGCGGAAAUCGGAGGAAUUGCUCCAGGAUCUAUGCCCUCAGACAGCAAGAUGCUAUACGAGGAAGGCGCCAUGACAAUGGGAUUCAAAGUGGUAUCGCAAGGCCGAUUCGACGAGGAAAUGGUCCGAAAGUUCCUGUAUGACGAGCCAGCCUCAUACCCUGGCUGCAGCGGCACUCGCACAUACAAAGACAACGUCUCCGACCUGAAAGCAGCUAUCGCAGCCAACCAGAAGGGCGCACAGUUGCUAGAAGGUCUUGUCCGAGAAAACACGCUCGAAGUAGUCCAUUUCUACAUGGACGCGAUCAAAAAGAACGCCGAAACCGCGGUGCGCGAGUUGCUCAAAAGCAUUGGCAAACGGGCACCCGGCCAGCCCCUUCGCUUUUCCGAUUUCAUGGACGACGGUACAGAGAUCCGUCUAGAGAUUCGCAUCAACGCCGAGACCGGGUCAGCCGAGUUCGAUUUCACCGGCACCGGACGCGAGACCUUCAACUGCCUCAACGCCCCCAAAGCGAUCGCCCAUUCAGCCAUCAUCUACAGCCUGCGCGCCCUAAUCGACGUCGACAUCCCCCUAAACCAAGGCUGUCUAGCCCCCAUCAACGUUAUCAUCCCCUCAGGCACCCUCAUCAACCCAUCCGGUUACGCCGCCGUCUGCGCCGGAAACCCCAUCACAUCACAACGCAUCACGGAUGUCGUCCUAGGGGCAUUCCAAGCCUGCGCAGCCUCACAGGGAUGCUGCAACAUCAUCUCAUUCGGCAUGGGCGGGCUCGACGAGCACGGCAACGAUAUUCCCGGUUUCGGGGUCGGCGAGACCAUCUGCGGUGGCUCCGGCGCCGGAGCAACCUGGCAUGGGACGUCUGGAGUCCAUGUCCACAUGACCAAUACUCGGAUCACCGAUGCCGAAGUGUAUGAGCUGCGGUAUCCGGUUAUCCUGCGGCAGUUCUCCAUCCGCAAGGGAUCCGGCGGUAAGGGGCUGUACCGUGGUGGAGACGGGGUGAUUCGGGAGCUGGAGUUCCGUAUCCCCUUGUCGGCGUCGAUGCUGAGUGAGCGUCGGGUUUAUCGGCCGUAUGGACUCGCGGGUGGCGAACCUGGUCAGGCGGGUUUGAAUCUAUAUGUCAAGAAGGAGUGGGAUGGGACUGAACGGGUGAUUAAUAUUGGGGGGAAGAUGGAGUUGAAGGUGCAGCCGGGGGAGCGGAUUAUUAUUCAUACACCUGGUGGAGGAGGCUGGGGAACGCCAUCGGAAGAAGACUCUCUGCCCAUUAACAGUGGUAAUAACCUGGAGUUGAACCGGGUGGUUUUUGAACCGCGGGGGAGCCUUCACAACUUCAGUGCUACUGCUGAAGCAGCAUUAUAAGUAAUCGGUCUUGGUGGAGGACGUGUUGUAGCUUUACAAUUGAAGAUAAGAUGAGACACGAGCUGAAAUGAAGACAAGUUCGAAUGGUUCUGGCGGUGGAAUCGGAAAUCAUGUGAUAAUAUAUUGUUUGGUCACGAUCUAGUGGUAUAGAAACACCAACAUCUUAAG
Molecule: messenger RNA, 4148 nt
Organism: Aspergillus ibericus CBS 121593
Lineage: Eukaryota; Fungi; Ascomycota; Eurotiomycetes; Eurotiales; Aspergillaceae
Exons: 7
Coding region: 24-3980 (1318 amino acids)
Biological process (GO): glutathione metabolic process
Cellular component (GO): cytosol
Molecular function (GO): 5-oxoprolinase (ATP-hydrolyzing) activity
Source: RefSeq, a predicted model, not a curated record